AUGGCAUCGUCAUCAUCAGCAGGAUUAUUUAAAGAACGUGAAAAAUUUGUUAAGAGACAUGCAGAAGAAACAGCUUUUCUUGCAUCAGCUGAAAAACGUCAAAAAACUGAGAAACCAUCAUCACAAAAAACUAGUCGACCUAAACCUGCCAUUAAUCGAUCGAAAACAUCGUCAGAUUUUACAUCAGAUUAUCCUUCAUCAACUACUGGUUCUAAAUCGCGGUUUUUGUCAUUGGCAAAUGUUGUCGAAAAAUUACAAGAACGAUUUCUUAGUGGACAAACUGAUGCAUUAACAUUAGACGAACUUAUUGAAGAAUUUGAAUUAAAAAUCGAUUCAUCUGAUAAACAUUGGCUUAAUUCUGAAGCUCUUUUAUCAAAUAAACAAAUUGAUGUAAAGAGAAUUGAUGAUAUUAAUAAAUUUGUAUAUAAACCACCACUUGAUUUAAAAGCUCCUAAAAAAACUCCACUUCUUAAUCUUUUAAAAUCACGACACGAAAAAUGUGAAGGUGCUGUAACAGUUGAUGAUGUACGUGAAACUAUUCCAAGACAAAAAGCUGAUUUUAUAAUUGACAGUUUAGUUAAAGGUGGUGAUGUUGUUAAAGUAACUAGUAAUAAAAAAGAAGUUUUGUUUUAUACUGAUCGUCCUUAUGAUCUUCGUGUUAAUCAAGAAUUUAUUGAAUCAUGGAGAAAAAUAUCAGUUGAAGGUUUAGAUGAUAAGAAGAUAUGUGAAUUUCUUGAUAAUCAAGGACAUCAUGCUUUAAUUAAGAAUGCAUCACGGCCAUCCAAUUUACCAGCGAAAUCAAAACGAGGAGGUCGUCGUCCUGAUACUAUGAAACAUAAUCAACACGUUGCUCAUAAACUUGAAGAUUAUUCUAAUCCAGCACCUAAAAAAUAA
Messenger RNA from Adineta steineri, 894 nucleotides. Lineage: Eukaryota; Metazoa; Rotifera; Eurotatoria; Adinetida; Adinetidae. The record is from the annotation of a GenBank genome assembly.